AUGUCGGUUGAUAACGCUAUAUCUGAUGAGGAUGUGGAGUUAUACAGCGGAUUUGGCGCCCUGCCAAUAUCCAGGAACCAAAUGAGAACGAGGAAGAGAUGGUCGUUCGAUAACAGCACACGACCUAAUUUAGUGGAUUUGCCACUGGAGGCAUCGUCGGUGUUAGUUUCGAGAAGAUUGAGUGACAUAACCGGUGUUGACGGGGUGCAUAAGCAGAUUGAUCCUUUGAAUGAGCUCGGAGGAGCGCAGUUAUACUCAACGGAAUCUGGUAGGUUGUUCCACGCAGGAAAGAUCAUAAUUGCUCUUGCUGGAUUACCGGGACGAGGCAAAACACAUUUAUCGGUUUCCUUGACGAGGUACUUGAGAUGGCUUGGGGUAAAAACGCAUUCGUUCCACUUGGGGGAUUACAGACGUGCAACUGCUGAAGAUGACUUGACCCACGACUUGUUUGUUCCGACUCCGAAAAGCAGCAAGGCACAUGUAUUGCGGGAAAAAGCAGCCAAUGAAUGCUUGAAUGAUAUCUUGAAUUUUUUCAAAAAUGACAAGGGUCAGGUGGCGAUAUACGAUGCCGUCAAUGCCAAGCCCGAGUUUAGGUUGCAUCUCCAUCAAAAGUUUUCAGAUCUCAAGAUCCAGCUCAUAUUCAUUGAAAGCCUCGUUACUGAUGACUCAAUUGUGAUGAAAAACAUUGAAGAAGCGGCGAAAUCGUCGCCAGAUUACAACAAUUGGGAUUAUGACUUGGCGUUCAAAGAUUACAGCGAGCGGAUUCAAGCUCUAGCGCCUUAUUAUCAAGAAAUGGGAUUGACCGAUGAUGAAAAACAUUUGUCCUAUAUAAAGUUUAUCAAUUUUGGGGAAAGAAUCGAGCUUCACAACUCCAAUUACGGGUACCUCAUCAACAAAGUGGUCUUUUAUUUGAUGAAUGGUAGGAUUAAAUCGGGAUCUGUGUUUCUCGCUCGUUGCUACAAAAACUCGGUCGAUUUCAACCAAGAUCCGCCGUUGGAUGAGGAAGGUUUGAAAUACUCCAAAGAUUUGACAGAGACGUUGAUUGAGCAUUUGAAAUCGGAGGGCAAGGACUACUUUGAACCGCAUAAGGAUUCCUCGGAUCAGCUGGUUGAGGAAAAAGAAAAAGAAAAAGUUUCGGUGGAGGAAAGAAGGCCCGGUCUGGGAAUGGACGGCGUCGAUGAAAACUCGUUGGUGGUUUGGACGUCGGUGAAGAAAAGAACCAUUGAAACCGCGCUGUAUAUGAAAAAGAGAAUGAUCAACACCAGGCACAGGGUGCAACUAUCACAAAAGAACCCGGGGGUUGUGGGCACAAUGUCCGAGACGGAGAUACAACAAAAGUUUCCCGAGGAAUAUGCCCAGUUUUUGAAAGAUCCAUACCACUACAGGUUCUCGCGAGCUGAGUCUUAUCAUGACUUGGCAAUCAAAAUUGAGCCGCUAAUACUUGAAAUGGAGCGAAUGAGUGGGGAUAUCUUGAUCAUUGCCGAUGAUACAAUUUUGAAGGUCUUUUACGGGUACUUGAUGUCUUGCUCAUGCUACGACAUCCCCGCUUUGAAUUUCAAACAAGACGAGAUAAUCGAGAUCAAGUUCAACGCGUACUCAAACACGGCCAGAAGGAUCAAGAUUAAGGAGUUUGUAGAUAGUAAGGACCUGACGUAA
Lodderomyces beijingensis is the source of this 1656-nucleotide messenger RNA. The record is from the annotation of a GenBank genome assembly. NCBI's taxonomy places the organism in Eukaryota, Fungi, Ascomycota, Pichiomycetes, Serinales, Debaryomycetaceae.